AUGGGGCUCUGCGAGGAGGUCUACCGCGGGGUGCGCCACAAGGGCUACCGCGUGCCCACGCCCAUCCAGCGCAAGGCGAUGCCGCUCAUCCUCGCGGGCCUCGACGUCGCCGCCAUGGCCCGCACGGGCUCCGGCAAGACCGCCGCUUUCCUCGUGCCCAUGCUCCAGCGCCUCCGCCACCGCGACCCCGGCGCCGGCAUCCGCGCCCUCAUCCUCUCCCCCACCCGCGACCUCGCCACGCAGACGCUCAAGUUCACCCACCAGCUCGGCAAGUUCUCCGAUCUAAAAACUGGCCUAAUUGUUGGUGGAGGUAGUAUGGAGAGUCAGUUUGAAGUAUUGGCUGAUAAUCCUGAUAUAAUAAUUGCAACACCUGGUAGGUUUGAGCACAUCUUGUCAAUGGUUGAUGACUUGUCACUGCGAUCAGUAGAAUAUGUUGUAUUUGAUGAAGCGGAUUCCCUUUUUAGCUUGGGGUUUGCUGAGCAGUUACACAAAAUUCUACACAAGUUGAGUGAUACAAGGCAAACAUUGCUCUUCAGUGCUACUAUGCCGAAAGCCCUCGCAGAAUUCGCAAAAGCUGGCUUGCGUGAUCCUCAAGUCAUAAGACUUGAUUUGGACAAAAAGAUCAGCCCUGAUCUGAAGCUUGCCUUUUUCACACUGCGUCAGGAAGAGAAACUAGCUGCUUUGCUGUAUUUGGUCCGGGAGCGUAUCAGCUCUGAGGAGCAGACAAUGAUAUUUGUUUCAACGAAGUAUCAUGUAGAGUUCUUGAAUAUUCUUUUCCGAGAAGAAGGCUUAGAAGCUUCCCUUUCCUAUGGUGCCAUGGAUCAAGAAGCCCGCACUAUUCACAUUUCAAGAUUCAGGGCAAGGAAGACCAUGCUACUUAUAGUGACAGAUGUUGCUGCAAGGGGUCUGGAUAUUCCAUUGCUUGACAAUGUAGUGAACUGGGACUUUCCUGCUAAACCGAAGUUAUUUAUUCAUAGAGUUGGCCGAGUAGCUCGGCAAGGUAGAACUGGUACAGCAUUUACAUUUGUCACUUCAGAGGACAUGCCAUUUUUACUGGACCUACAUCUCUUUCUUUCAAAACCUCUUAGACCUGCUCCAACGGAGGAGGAACUGCUGAAAGACAUGGAUGGAAUGAAUUUAAAAAUCAACCAAAGUCUUGCUGAUGGGGAAACGAUAUAUGGCCGUUUUCCUCAGACAAUACUUGAUCUUUGCUCUGAUGGAGUAAAAGAAGUCAUCAGUGGAUGCACAGAUCUGAUUGCAUUGGAAAAGCCAUGCGCUAAUGCUUUCCGGUUGUAUCUGAAGACCCGCGCUAUGCCUUCAAAAGAAUCUGUUAGAAGAGCAAAAGAUUUGCCUCGUGAAGGUCUUCAUCCAAUGUUCAGAGAUGUUCUUAGACCAGAUGAAAUUUCAGCAAUUGCGUUCUCGGAGCGGCUGAAAUCAUUUCGGCCAAAGCAGACUAUUCUAGAGGCUGAAGGUGAAGCUGCUAAAUCAAGAAGUUCUAAAGGUAGCAAUCAAUGGCUAGAUGUGAUGAAGAAGAAAAGAGAAGUCCAUGAGGGGAUAAUAAAUUUGGUGCAUGAACAGUCUGGUGAUCUGGCAACAAAGGUUGAUAGUUUCGUUUGUGACCAGUACUUGUUCUGGAAGAAGAUACAGAAAACAUUUCUAAUUGGGAGAAAAAAGAAGUUUGUGCAUUCAGAAGCUGGGUUGUCAGUAAAGGGAAAUGAAGGAUUUGUUCAAGAUAGAUUGGAUGCUGCUGUCCUUGAUUUAGUCGAUGAUGAAACUUCUGGAAUGCAAGCCCAGAAAACUCGAUAUCACUGGAUGAAGAACAAGUUUGUCAAGUUGAAUAAUGGGGAUCGUGUCACUUCUACAGGAAAGAUUAAAACGGAAAGCAGUGCAAAGUUAAAGGCAAGUAAAGAUAUCUAUAAGAAAUGGCAGCAGAAGUCACAUAGAGCAAUCAGUUCUGGUGGAAAAGAUGGUGCAGAAGGAGGCUCAUCCACACCAGGUCAGACCAUAGUUACCAGAUUCACUAAACCACACUCUGAACACCGAUCUAGAUUCACGAAUCAGAGAUCUGGCUAUCAAAGAGGAAACAGAAGAUACCCUGCAGCCGGUCGCGGACGUUCGUCUAUACCAAAUGCUGAUGUGCCAUCAGAGAUAAGAAAUCCCCAACAGAUGCGGAAGGGCAGGCAGGAAAAGGCGAUGCAAAAUCUGCGGAGGAACGAGAAAUCUGCAAAAGACGGUAAAUCUCCCGGGAAGUUCCAGAAAAACAGGAGGCCUAAUGGAUCUGGAAGGGACGAUAAAUUCCAAGACAGUAGAUCCCAGAAGAGCCGAAGACCAGACGGGAAAGGGAAAGGGGGCGGAAAAGGGAACGCCAAAGGGUUUGGUAAAGGUAAAGGAAAAGGCAAAGGCAACCCCAAAGGGAGGGGUACCAGGUGA
Molecule: messenger RNA, 2430 nt
Organism: Triticum turgidum subsp. durum (durum wheat)
Lineage: Eukaryota; Viridiplantae; Streptophyta; Magnoliopsida; Poales; Poaceae
Source: the annotation of a GenBank genome assembly